Mycosarcoma maydis (corn smut) is the source of this 4356-nucleotide messenger RNA. RefSeq lists its product as uncharacterized. Gene Ontology annotation, biological process: lipid metabolic process. Bases 1 to 4356 code for a protein of 1451 amino acids. The transcript has a single exon. NCBI's taxonomy places the organism in Eukaryota, Fungi, Basidiomycota, Ustilaginomycetes, Ustilaginales. The record is from RefSeq and is a predicted model, not a curated record.
AUGCCUUCUCGCCUCAGUGACGAUGCUCUCUUUCGCCACCAAGCUUCUCAGCCACUACAAUGGGUCGACGACUUUGCCAAACACUCCGAUGAUGAGCUUCUCACAACAGAUACAUCAGGUCCAGCCACUCCUCCUACCUCGACCUCUCGUAGUCCUACACCUUUGGUGGUCGCAUACUGCGGCACCGAACCCAAAAACGUCGCCAUAACUUGCGGCGUCCGAGCCUGGACCAAACACCAAGCUUAUGGUGCCAGCGAUGCGCUCGUCAAAUACGCAACUGCCUCGCCACUACUGCCCCAACAGGUUGCAGAGAUGGUCUCAAAUCUAUCGGUUAUCGCUCGUGUCUCGAUCAAAGCUGCUGCGUUCUUUAUCGAAGUCAUCCUCGAAGCCGUCAAGAACAGCACUGGCAUGGCGCUCGGCAUCACUCGACGUGCUCUCAUCAGUGCAAUCGGUACGGCUAGGGCCGUUCAUUCUAUCACCUCGGGCGAAACUUGGAAUGCAAAAGAUACAGGGCGAUCAGAGCAAACCACUCCAUCUUUUCUCAGCAUCCUCGACAAAUAUACUGCCGUGGGCAUUUAUCUCAUACACCAUGCCUUCACGCUCACAGAGCUUUUUGCCAUGGGCACCUUUCAACUGGUUGGCGGCACACUCGGUGCAGGUCUCGCCGCCGCGGACGAGUCGGUGCGUACCAUCGACGGCAUCUUUGGUUCCAACGAGACAUCUCGUGCGCUUGCUUCGUUUAUCAGCUUGGUUCGCAGUGAAGGCCGCGAUGAUCCGCGCUUUGCCAACAGUAGCACCGUCUCCAUCCUCAACAAGCUCACCAAAGCUGUCACGGCGUUUGCCGUCCUUCAGAAUUCCACUUACAAACGCAGCGCCAAGAGCAUGAAGAUGCGCGUCAUCUACGACUGCACUGUGCUGGGACAAGUGGAAGCCAAGAACUGGCGCUCGCUCAUGGUUGGCUCAGGUAACUUCAUCCGUGCUCAGCCCUCCGCUUUACUCGCAGCAGCAUCUGAGCGACUCGAGACAAUGUCUCUCCGAUCACCGCCUCCCAGAUCCGCUUCGCUCCUCAAUCCCACAGACGACCGUUGGCAUGCGAACUCGAAUGGCACCAAUCUUUCCUCGUCCAAGUCCAGAGGUUUUCUUGGUGAUGGUCUUUGCCUGACAGAUGUCAACCAUUCCCCCUCUUGGGAUCACAAACAUGUACCCGCAAACAUGGCCGAUCUUGCCAUGCAAGCUCAUGUCGCUGCUGACGAUGCCUCUUUGAUGGCUGAUCUCGAUUUUCUCGUCGGCGCCGACGACGACGAUGACUCACUCGACGCUAGUCUCACGGAUGAGCAGCUCCCGCCACACUUGCGUCGCCAGCUUCAAGUGUACACUGAUGACCAGCUUCGCGAUGGAAUCGUGCUGCGCGACGAGUUCCAGGGCGAGAAUCCAAAAAAACACUUUCGACGCAUCCGCAAAACAAACCGCGCAAAUGGAAACAGAGAGACCAUAUACGAGAUUACAACCGAGAUUGUCGAGACCAUCGAGACCGUCACGACGAUCGAGGAGAGAGCAACAUUGUUGCGGCCAGAUGCAACGCCGGACCAGGAGUUUACACAUAGAAGCGCACUGGUGCGCCCGGCAUCUGCGACACCAAUGGCAAGCCCCGGCAUGCUCCACCGCCAAGUCACCAGCUCCAAGAGCGGCACAGAGACGCGGUCGAUCUUCGAUGGCGGUACAGAGACCAAGCUAGAAGAGGACCAAGAGUGGUGUGAGAUCCGCACGACGGGUCCAAGGGGAGCAAUCGACCGUGUUCAACCUAGUUCGGCCUCUCUUGGCGUCGCGGCUGACGAGGAAAUGAACAUGCCAAGCGCCUUGACACUCCCAGAGGCCCCGAAUGGCCAUCACUUGUUGAAGAAAACCAAGGACGACAUCUCGUCGAAAGUGCCCGUGGUCUUCAAGACGAUGACCAAGAAGCUCACUCAGAAGCGCAAGACGAUUCGAAGAAUCCAACUUGACAACACACACGACGGCACAAACAGCGCGGCACUAGCUGACCCUCGUCUAGCUUCUUCUGGCUCUCACAGCGCGCGUCGUUCAAGAAGCCCAGAGACGUCUGGCAUCUCUUCCGUAUCCCCGGUCAGCCCAGUUCUCUCUGCCGUUCACGCUUCCCCUGAGCCGGCCAAGGUGACGGACAAAACUUGGUCGCAGGCUAAGAGCAACUCGAAUCGGGACUCGUCCACUAGUAAAGGUGUAGUAGAUCUAGGUCGCGGGCUUAACAAGGUUCUUCGUCGCGCCAAACAUUCGUUCAGAGGCGAUUCGUCCCCGGAAAACGCUGCCGCUCCAAAGUCUCAGCCGCGCAAGUCACAUGACAUAACGCCUUUCGUCAUGCAAGUGAGUUCGUCAUCAUUUGGCAGCGGCUCAAGUCAUGUGACGCCAGCGUCACUUGCAACUCCACUACGGUCGCCUACGAAGAGCAAGCGCUUUUCGGGAGCUGAUUAUGGGCCGGAUCCCAAGGCGAUCAAGCGCAACGUUAAGGCGGAUGCCGCCGAAAAGAUGGGUGCGGUGACAAAGGAGUUGCCCUCGAUCCCACAGCGGGGCGCGUCUUGCCAAACUCUGUUCCCGGCUGAGUCGGUACGAGCGUCUGGCAUGUGUUCGACACCGAAAGCAUCCUUACGCGAGAACAAGCGACGCAGUCGAGCGCCAUCGAUCACGUCGAUUCGGUCGUUCGCGUCGCGCACGCACGUGUCGAGCCUGUCGGCACCGGCUGGCACCGAUAACGGAAAACACGCCUGGGACUCUACCGCAUUCCCGCAGGCGCAUCUGGUGGAGAACCUGCGUCGGUUCAUGCGGUACUCUUCAGCUGCGUAUGGUCAGAAUUUCAUGCGAAUCUUUGGAAUCGGAAGCCUGGACUACUUUUUCCCGGACACGAGCAAGCAUCAUGCCAAUGUAUGGGCAUUUGCGCAUCACGUUGGCAUCCCUGUUGAUUGCAUCCUUCUGAACAGCUUUUCCGAGCCUCAGCCGUUGUUCACCGAGCAAAUGUCUCCACUGGUCAACUAUGUCGCCGUCGAUCAGGCAGCCAAGGCGGUGGUGCUCACCUGUCGUGGCACCAUGGGUCUCAGCGACAUUCUGACCGACUUGACUUGCGAGUUCGAAACGAUUGCCGUGGAGGGCGGACGGUCGGACAAGCUGUACCAGGUGCAUUCGGGUAUGUUGGCUAGCACGCGUCGGCUGUGCAACGAGAACAGCACGGUCAUGCAGACGCUCAGACGCGCUCUACAAGAGAAUCCUGAAUACGGCCUUGUGAUCACAGGCCACUCGUUGGGUGGGGGUGUAGCGUCGCUAGCGGCGGUAGAGCUCAGCUGUCCAGCUGAGCUCUUUCGACAACAGGCACUACGCAGAAGCGCAGAUACGGGGCAGUAUGUCCAACAUCCGCGGAUAUACACGCCGUUUGUGACGUCGAUCGACAGUGGACUGCCGGCUGGGCGUCCGAUUCACGCUUACGCAUAUGGGGUUCCUGCAGUGGCUUCGCCCGACCUAUCGGCGCACUGCAAAGGCUUGGUGACGAGUAUCAUCCAUGGACACGAUUUCAUCCCCACAUUGUCGCUCGGCAUGGUACGCGACUUUAAGAACAUCGCGCACGCGCUGAGUGAGGAAAGCGACUCGGAUGUGGCGCGCGAAAUCAUCACGCGCGUGCUGGGCAUGUAUCGCAAGCGAUGCGCGCUACGUGCCAGCGUGGAAUUCAAGCACAAGCAAGCGGCGCAUCUGGCAUCGCUCGAAGCACCGCGUCCACAAGAGCUCGCGCUCUCGGAACGCGAACUGCAGCUGAGUCGCGAAGAACUACUGAAUGGCAAGACACGAAACCUGGCAACCGACUCGAACUACACGGAUCCGAAUCUCCGCGAAGACGAGCUGGAUCCCUUCUCGUACUCUUGCGCUGGACGACAUGUGCGGCGCUGUGCAUCAACGUCGCGCGUCGCGCCGGAGCAGACGGACCACGCGACAGAGCUCGCCGACUGGCUGUGGUCGCUCAUCAAGACGAUCCGUGCCGACAUGCACUCACCCAAGCUCUACCCGCCCGGUGACGUAUACUGCAUCGAGAGCUUUCCUGUAUUUGUCACGCCGCGCAUGCAGCCAGAUAGCGAUAUCGUCUCCAACCGCAACCACACCGGCAACUGCGCCCAAGACGAUCAGCACACCAACUCCAGAGCCGAAGCGCACAGAGUCAUCUUCAGGUUCUGCGAAGACGUCGAGAAGCGCUUCAGCGAACCCGUCUUUGCCAAGAGCAUGAUGCGCGACCAUAUCCCGACCAAUUAUGAGCUGUGCCUGAGUCUGCUCUACGAAAGUGUGAUCGAAAACCAUGUUAGACAGUAG